UGCUGACACCCAGGAGCGUGCUGACACCCAGGAGCGUGCUGACACAGCGACCCACGACCCAGCAACCCGACGACUCGCGGCCGGGACCGCUCUGCGGCAGCAUGACAGGCUCGGCGCCCUCGCGGCCCAUGCCGCUGCUCGCCUACGCGCACACGGUGCCGUGGGACGCCCUGCCGCGCUUCGCCGAAGUCACGUCGGGCGUGUACAUCGGAGGAUCCAUCUACGACAUGGGAGGCAGCGAAAUCACUCUGUCCAACGGCGACGUGAUAAGGAUCACCAAGAUCAAACUCGAUAAGAUUCUGGCGAAAGUGGUGGCCAACGACGGCAAAGAGUGCAUCAUCCCUCGCGGCAUCAUCAUGGAAAUCCCAAUCGAUUACACAGGCCUCUUCCAGAUCCAGCCGAGCCAGCGCAAGUACGCCACCUUCGAGGACAUCGCCGAGUGCUACAAGCUGGCCCGGCGCGGCGGCUGGCACCUGGCGUUCCAUGCCUCCGUGGAGAUCCGCGCCGGCGACGUCACCAUCAAGGCCGGGGAGCGGCUGGUGCCGCUGGCGCUGGAGGAGCGGCAGGGCGAGGGGGGGCACCGCGACGACCACGACGACGCCGACCCCCCGUGCGUCCGCUGGCGCUACGAGCGCAAGGGCCGCGGCGGCGGCGCGGGGGCGACGCUGCUGCUGCCGCUGCGUUUCAAGGGCGACUUCUACGAGGCGCGGGACAACGGCCACUACACGCUGCUCGAGGUGGUGCACUGGCGGCUGCUGCAGGACGGCACGCGGAUGGUGCGGCCGCUCACGUCCACGCAGGGGGUGCAGCACCUGCCCAGCGGCUUCCAGGGCGUGCUCAAGCUCACGGCCAGAAGCUCCAUCGUGGGCUUUGUCAACGAUGCCAUGGGAGAGGUCAUCAUUCCAUCCAACCUGGACGUCGAGGUCAGAGAUGUCACCGAAGAGUACAGGCAGAAGACAUUCGUCAUGCCAGUCACGCUGGUGGAGAUCUUCAAAUACCCGGCCGACCGCUUCCCGUUGUCCGUGCUUGUGCUGGAGGCGCAGCGGUGCUACUCGUCCUGCCCGAAGGUCAAGUUCGAGGUCGGCGCUCAGUUCACGGUCCACCGGGCUAAGGAGGUGCGCAAGGUGCUGGUGACGCGCGAGCGCCUCGCCCUGCCGCCACAGAACUUCCUCGUGCCGCUGUUCUACCGCGGCCUGGUGACCAAGCGGCCCCGGGUCUUCUGCUCGACGUUCGACAUCGACGCCGCGUGGGCCAAAGGCGACGAGGAUCUGGAGGUGCGGGCCACGAUGGACUACCAGGCCGACCAUGAGGAGCUCGGUUCGCUGGCGCAAGGGGACCGGCUGAUCAUCCGGGGCCGGGAGUUGCUCCGCAUCAAAAGCAACGACCGUUACGAGGAGCUGGAGACCCUGCGGUGCCUGCGCAGCGCCCCCUCGGACGCCCCCCACGCCGCCGCCGCCGCCGUCGUCAACCUGCCCCUCUACGUGCAGGGCAGCUUCGUGGAGGUGGUGAAGGAGCAACGGCGAUUGUCGCUGGCGCAGGUGGUGGAGCGGGGCCCCAUCCCCGUCAACGUCAAGGUGGUGGCGGGCGACCCGCUCCUGCCCGACGAUCCGCUCGCAUCCUCCUCCAUCACGGUGGAGGGGCGCUUCGAGGACCCCUGCUUGAUCGUGAGCGGGGAGAUCGCCGCCGGCUGCUUCGAGAUCCCCAUCAACAGGGUGCACAUGAAGGUGCAAGUGUUGGAGAAGGGCAGCACGUGGCCCGUGCCCCCGCCGCAGAUGAUCCUGGAAAAGGUGCCGUCGUAUUUCUGAGCAACCUCAGGGGAAUUAAUUCUGCGAGCAAGGGCUGCCCGGCGGUGCCCAUGAGGUUCACCAGAGACAACGCCGUUUCGAUGAAGAGAGGGCCAGCGACGUCAGGAAAGGAUGGCCAAUCGUCUCCUAUGGAAUUGCCGACGCCGAAUAUUGCUGAGCGGUCGUGCAGCCUGCAAAUCCCGACCACGGCAGGGGAAGACAUGGGGAGAGCAGACGCCUCGGGCAGCGAUGAUGAUGACAACGACUACGAAGAUGUCUAUGUGGAGGAGCCCUCUCAGUCCGAAGCAUCUCGGGACAGUGACGACAGUUACACCGACGUUGGCCUGCCGUCGGAGACGACGGAGUUCAUUAUUGCCCAGGAAGCGGCCAGCAGAGCACAAGAAGAUUCUCGCGAAGACGGCAAAAACAUCUACACCAACAUCGUGACGAUCGGCGGCAAGAAAGGGCCGUGCAAGUAGCGACCUGCCGCUUGACAGCCGCUCAUCGCUAGUGACCACAGCGCGGCUCAUCCGAUCCGGCUCAAAGGAACAACAGAAGGCGAUUGCUUGUGUUGCGAUCGGAACGUCUUGAUAUUGUUAUUAUUUUGAUGAUUUUUUCAUUCCACGUGGCUUUACCGAAAGACCCAAAGCAACAGAGUCCAGGGAACUUCGCGCAGCACGCAGAAGGAGUGCGUGGGUCCCCGGCAGGCAACCGAUUCGCUCUUUCGCCAUUCCAAUUAGGAGCCUCCACACCACUACCACCAGUUACUCGCUUUCCGGAUUAUAAGACGCACUUUCUGUGCCUGUGUUUAAAAGCAAUAGUUGGGGUUGCGUCUUAUAAUCCACUAUUGCGUGCGCGGGACCAGAUUUGUCUAAGUUCAUUGACGCCAGGCCAAAAUGUGGGGUGCGUCUUACUUUCCGAAUGGUGUGACGGUCUCGAGGACGCGGCACGCGAAGUUGUGGAGAGUGGGGAGACCCCCAGAUGCUCCAUGCCCGUCGGGUACCGUCUCUCACCUGUGCUACAGCGCUACCUGCAGGCGGCUGCUGGAAGCCUCACUCCGCCGAUGAUACCCAAUAUACCCAAUUGGCCAAGUGUUUGCUUAAACGUAACUGAUUAAAGUCUAAAGGCAUUCUUUCUCGUGUAUUAACAUUCUCCACAACGCCUCUCAGUGGUUAUAUUAUUAUGUUGUGUGUGCAGAAACGUAGGUGAUGUCUGGCUAGCGACGUUAGUCUACCCAUUCACGAAGCUGCAGGGCUGAAUGAUCAAUAUACGUCAAUACAGUACUAAUAUUAUACAA
Molecule: messenger RNA, 3081 nt
Organism: Lethenteron reissneri (Far Eastern brook lamprey)
Lineage: Eukaryota; Metazoa; Chordata; Hyperoartia; Petromyzontiformes; Petromyzontidae
Gene: THEMIS
Product: thymocyte selection associated
Biological process (GO): T cell receptor signaling pathway
Cellular component (GO): cytoplasm; nucleus
Source: RefSeq, a predicted model, not a curated record